AUGGUUUAUGAUUAUAAAGUUUAGUUUGGUUGCCAUAUUACUCACUGAAACACAUUUUAAACCACUUGCAUUCUGGCCGAUCCGCCGUAGUGGGCAGGUGUCAUUGUUUGGGAGACAAGAACAAAAAUGCCGGGAAUGGAUGGCGAGACGCGAACGCUCAUAAGAGCCAUCUCGAGAACGCCAGCAGUGGCUUCGCAAGCAAGGUCGGAUGAGGUCGCUCGUGCAGAGAUUCAAAACAGCCGGCACUCAGAUGGCGCCGACGUGAUGGUCAGCGUUGCUCCCGCACAACGCGAAAGGGCGCCGUCACGCGUCGGAUCACCGUGGCUGACCCUGGCAUAUCGCUGCGUCGGCACGCUGUCCACGCUCGGCUUGACGCUCCUUCUUCUGGGCGCGACCAUGGUGUGGUCCACGCGCGAGGCCAUGAAGAAAUCAUCUCCGCGUCUGGAAAACAUCCAGGCCGUCUUGCGUCACGACGAGCUCUCGCGCAGCGUCUUCGUUAGCGUCGAGACGACGUUGACGCCGGCUCAGCUAAGUCACCUUGCGCGCAGGGAUCCGGUCUUCGGCGAGACACAACCAGCGAUUCUAACCACUGCGAUGACGACUGAGAUGACCGCGACGGAUGAACCAGCGUGCCAGCUGAACACUGAUGUUUUCUUUUGCCGUAGGGCGGUGCACGGGUGGUACUACAGGGACCAGACGUGCCGCUCAACGGAGCACGAUGACUACGCAGUAUGCCCCAAGUUCGUCGGCCAGCUCGCCACCGAACGCGAGUGUCGAUCCCGGUGCUUCCUCUUCCAGAAGAAGAACUGCGCUGGGUUUCAGACGACGCUACGUCCGUGCUCGAGCAAAGACCUGUCCCGCACUUGGUACUUCUUGAACGCGACCUCCGGAUACUGCGUCGAGUGGGACUACCCCGAAGGUGCCUGCCCCAAUGUGACUGCAGGAUCGGGCUACAAUACCAAGACGGACUGCGAAAGAGAGUGCACAACCGCGAGAGUAGGCCAUAAACCUCAGUGCGAGUGGCCCUCGGAGUUGGUGGCGUGCUCGGCCGACCUCAUGAAGCACGCGUACUUCUACAGCGAGCUACUUGGCUCAACCGGUGACUGCUACCGUGCCGACAUGUCCACGCUCACUGGUCAUCGUUGUGUCGACCCGGCUGCACUGUUCCCCACCGAAGUGGAAUGCGUCAGCAAAUGUUUCAGGCAGCCAAGCUGACACGUCUCCACACGGGCCUUCAACGAAAGGCACUGUUUGGCAUACAGAGUUAAUAUCCCCAAGAAAUGUUAAGCUCGCUCGGCAGAACUACGUGUGAUCCCAAUGAUUCAACUGUCACUGCUGCACGAGUGACUGUCGGAUAUUUUAUAGGAAUAAAUUAGCUGUUAGGUAUUCGAACUUAUUCUUUUAUGCAAUAUAAACCGCAGCUGCAUCCUUCCAUGACUCUUUCUGAUUAAAUUAAACCCAGUCUUAA
Dermacentor albipictus is the source of this 1468-nucleotide messenger RNA. RefSeq lists its product as uncharacterized. The record is from RefSeq and is a predicted model, not a curated record. NCBI's taxonomy places the organism in Eukaryota, Metazoa, Arthropoda, Arachnida, Ixodida, Ixodidae.